AUGUCGACGCCAUUGUCUUCUACAAUGGGAAGCGGCAACGUGACAAACAAGCCUACUAUUAUAGCUGAUCCAGGUGAUAUCAAUGCUGAACCCUUGUCCAUGGGGACAAAUCGCCACCGACGAACGAGCAGUAUUAUCAUGCUCAAGCAUAUGCGCGAAACACCAGAGCAGCUCGUUGAUCAAGCUGUCGGCCCAAAUGUGAACGCGGAAUGGGUGAAUAUGAAAGGUGCAUGGGUUAUCCAUGUCGUUCUCAUCGUGCUGGGCAAAUUUAUUAUCAAUGCCGUUCCAGGCAUUUCUGACUCGAUGCGCUGGACAAUUGUAAAUUUGGGAUACAUGGUUGUUUCCUAUAUUAUUUUCCAUUACGUCAAGGGUGCACCUCUGGAUUUGAACAGUGGCGCAUACGACGAGCUGACUCUUUGGGAGCAGAUCGAUCAAGGAUACCAAUACACCCCGGCGAAAAAGUAUCUCACAAGUUUGCCCAUUGCUUUAUUCCUGCUUUCGACUCACUAUUCCCAUUAUAACCCAUGGUUGUUCACACUGAAUUUGAUGGCUCUGCUCGUCGUCUUAUUCCCCAAACUUCCAAUCUUCUACCGCUCGCGUCUUUUCAUCUUCCCAAAGCAGCCUGGUACAGGUGCCAAUACACCCACGCGUCAGCUUUCCGUUGGCCUUGAGGGUCCAUGGACCCAAUCCUAA
This is a messenger RNA of Malassezia pachydermatis, 693 nucleotides long. Its product is annotated as orm1 type endoplasmic reticulum protein. The coding region runs from base 1 to 693 and encodes 230 amino acids. Lineage: Eukaryota; Fungi; Basidiomycota; Malasseziomycetes; Malasseziales; Malasseziaceae. The record is from RefSeq and is a predicted model, not a curated record. Gene Ontology annotation, cellular component: endoplasmic reticulum membrane. Gene Ontology annotation, biological process: ceramide metabolic process; intracellular sphingolipid homeostasis; negative regulation of ceramide biosynthetic process. The transcript has 3 exons.